CUUAAACUAUGGUCCUAAGCCGUUAGAAAGCACAGCGAAAUGAUCCGCAUUUGUUAGCUACAAACGUACACCAUUCUGUUUAUUACAAAAUUAGAUGAAAAGCGGGUGAUUUCAAACAGGAUUAGCUGCGCUGCGCCUGUAGAGAGAAGAUAAACAUCACGCCGCUGUUUGACAAAACCUUUUAAAACCGUAAUUUCAUUUGAAAUCCUCAAGCGAUGUCUUACGAAAGCUGCAGUCUGCUUUCUCCUCGAGUUCAUUCAAUGAAUCUGAGAGUUCCAAAUGAUUUACAUCAGGAUUAUUCAGAAAACGAAGCCGAGAAAGACCAAGGUGACCACCUUCUUUCAACGGACAAGAGACAACAUUUUGCUGCUGAGCCGCUGGAAGUGGUGAAUAUGGGGUUGCAGCAUUUGAGGACAGCCAGAGGGACGGCGACCCGGCGGCUGAGGACUGUGAAGAAAGCAUGGGGCACGUUCAAAGCGAAAGCGAAGAAACACACCGCUGCGCCACAGCCUAAACUGAGACCCCAGCAACUCUGGAGUAUUUCCCUCUCCAGUCCUAAUUCUCCAAGUGCCCGUGCCCUCAUACUCAACUCGCCCCUCACCCCAAACCCCUACGCCACGCCCGGCAACAGCCACCGGUACCGACAGGAAUCCCGCUUGACGACGCCCGUCACCCCUUUCAGCCCCCUGAGGAGAUCAGCCCGUAUUGCCGGCCAGACUCCUACUCCGUGCAGAGACGGCAAGACGAGGACUAGGACCGGUGGCAGGAGAACAACACCAAAGAGGAUCGAGCUCAACGCCAGCCCCGGACACAUCCUGCGAGAACUCAAUGCUAUGACCUUACAGACAGGUCAAAGGCCAAAGUCAUCCAGGUCAUCAGGAGUCGAUGCAUUCAAGGCCAUGAGCGAAGGAUUAUCUCAAACAAUUACAAAGCAAGACAGUUCUGGUAAAUUAACAGAGAUCCCCAUUCAGAAGCCAGCGGCUACAAAAGAUAAAUCGACCGAUGCGAUGGAAUCAAAAGAGAACGAGCCGGAACCCAGCCGUAUCGUCAGACUACGACGCAACAGAGGGGUAGUGAUAUCCCAGAAUGCAACAGACGGACAGAUGCUCACCGAAAUGUUUGUGUAGAGGACAAACGAGAAAGAUCGAGGGUUAAAUGAUAAGAUCACGAUGUGUUCCGUUUAGAAGGUUCAGUUUCAAUGUAUCUCUCCAUGCGGUUUCUCCCAGUGGCCAUAUUUCUUGUUCACAACCUUUGAUCAAUAUACUGCAGACAAAGCAAGCAAGUUUGCAGAUAGCAAUUGUAUUCACAUAAUAUGGAUGGGCGAUUAAAAUAUUAACCCCUUGUAAGUGAGAGCAAAAUACACCCAUUCGUCACAAUCAUACACAUAGAUAUGUGAGCCUUUGAAACUUUGUGCAUUUGGAUGUACAUGUAUGUUAUGAAAUAUAUAUUGCUUUGCUCGAGGAAGCAAUAUUGGUGUGUAGAACAAAGUACAAAGUGUAGAAAAAAUUACUUUUUUGCUCAUGGAGCAUUGAUUUGCUAGAUAUUGUAAAAAGUAAAAACAAGAUUUUCUUUGGGGUGAUUUUUGUCAUUUCUAUUGCUAUUCUACUCAAGAUCUUCAGAAUCUUUCAAGGGUUAAAUCGCUCUCUGCUUCCAUGUAUUUUUCACGAUUCCACUAAAAGUAAACCAUUUUCAUGCACCUUCUUUUAUAACUUUUUUGUUGUUGUUACAACUUUAGAUUUUGCCCAUGGCUUGCCCAUUCUGUUUCCAGAGAAUAGAGGAAGAAAAAUGUACAAAGAAAAAAAGAUUUGCAUUGGUAUGACAGGGCAUUAUAAACAAAUCUCUCUCUUUCCUAUGGAUUUAUGGCCAAAAACAUACAAAUUGAAUUUGUAGACACAAAAUUAUUCCUAAUUUACUAUAAGUGAUAUUCAAUAUUUUUUUCCUCCAGAAUAUAAAGAAUUCAUGGUGAUUCAUCUGUUAAGUAAACAGAGAAACCAUUGUUCACCAUUCCCUCAAAUAAUUUUUUCAAUUAGCAACUUCAUACUGUCAGUUUGAAAUGGUUUUAAGUAUU
Messenger RNA from Strongylocentrotus purpuratus (purple sea urchin), 2068 nucleotides. RefSeq lists its product as uncharacterized. NCBI's taxonomy places the organism in Eukaryota, Metazoa, Echinodermata, Echinoidea, Camarodonta, Strongylocentrotidae. The coding region runs from base 216 to 1127 and encodes 303 amino acids. The record is from RefSeq and is a predicted model, not a curated record. The transcript has 4 exons.